ACGACCGCUUCCUGCACGUCCACGGCCACGGCCACGACCACGGUAUCCGCGAAGCCCACCACGAGCUCGCGCGCCAGAGGCUCUACGGUUGGCAGCGCGUGGAUUAAAGGAAUUGCUGCGUCUACGGGCUAGUGCAGAUCGGAAACCUCGUUGGCUCGACAGGGUUUCAUGCUCGGAAUCAUCUUCGUCUUCCUCGUUGGUUUCAUCGUCGCGGCAGAAUUGACCGGUGGCGAGCAUUGAAGUUGACGCAGGGGCCGUCGGAACUUGGACAUGCAUUUGGGGCUGAAUCAUGGGCUGCCACGGUGACAGAGUUGGGUAUUCUAUCGUGUAUUGCAUUUGAGGUGGCAUUUGAUAUGGUUGAACCUGGUAUUGCAUGUGGGGCUGCAUUUGCGGCUGGUAUUGCAUUUGGGCUCCCAUUUGGGAUGGCAUCUGCGCUUGAUACUGGGACUGAAUUGGCGGGUGGUAUUGGUAUUGCAUUGUCGGGUGCAUCUGGUAUUGGAACUGCAUUGCCGGGUACAUCUCAAAUGGCAUUGGCGGGUGCAUUUGAGAUUGCAUCUGAGCUUGAGAUUGAGCUUGAGAUUGCGCUUGAGACUGCGCUUGAGAUUGCGUAGGCGUGAAAUUCUGAGUAGAAUACUCAUGCGUUGGUGUAUGCACUGGAUAUGCAGUCGUCCGGGAAAACUGUGACCCACGCCUCUGAGUUGGGAACGCUCGAAACGAGGCCUGCCCUCGAUUACCGCGAGUUUGCAUGGGUGGUCUCUGCUGGCUUUGUGCAAAAGAGUUGGGCGUUUGAGAUGCAAUGCCGGAAUUUGCAAGAGCUUAAAGUGUCGCAAAGCCAGUUGCCUGGCU
Periconia digitata is the source of this 846-nucleotide messenger RNA. NCBI's taxonomy places the organism in Eukaryota, Fungi, Ascomycota, Dothideomycetes, Pleosporales, Periconiaceae. The record is from the annotation of a GenBank genome assembly.